AUGACUGGUGACGAAUACAACGACUUGGAAAAAGACGAAGUUAAUAUAAUUUCUGGAGCCCUCGAACUUCAUCGCAAAAAAGUCGGCGAUGUAAUGACCAAAUUGGAGGACGUGUACAUGCUGUCAUACGAUACGGUGUUGGACUUUGAAACCGUCUCAGAAAUAAUGAAAUCUGGAUACUCGAGGAUUCCCGUGUACGAGGGCAACCGUCAAAAUAUUGUUACCAUGUUGUACAUCAAGGACUUGGCGCUGGUCGAUCCCGACGACAACACAUUGCUUAAAACGCUGUGCCAAUUCUACCAGAAUCCGUGUUAUUUCGUAUUUGAAGACACUACACUCGACGUACUGUUCAAGCAGUUCAAAGAAGGUAUUAAAGGACAUAUGGCAUUUGUUCAUCGUGUGAAUAAUGAAGGCGAAGGCGAUCCGUUCUACGAAACUGUUGGCAUAAUAACACUGGAAGAUGUAAUUGAAGAAUUGAUUCAGGCUGAGAUCAUGGAUGAAACUGACGUUUACACCGAUAACCGUUCGAAACAACGUCGACAACAGCGUUCACUCAGAACUCAAGACUUUACAGCAUUUGCCGAGCGCAGUGAUAACCAACGUAUCCACAUUUCUCCUCAACUUACUUUGGCCACAUUCCAGUUUUUGUCGUCGAGUGUCGAAGCUUUCAAAACAGAUGUUGUAUCAGAAACUAUUUUAAUGCGUCUGCUCAAACAAGACGUGAUAUUCCACAUAAAAAUGAAAGAUAAAGAAAGAUUUAAGUCUGAUCCGGCCAGUAUCAUUUACCAGCAGGGCAAACCAGUCGAUUACUUUGUGCUCAUAUUGGAAGGACGUGUCGAAGUCACCGUCGGUCGUGAAAAUCUUGUAUUCGAAAGCGGGCCAUUCACGUACUUUGGAUCACAGGCAUUACACCAGAACAUCGGAAUCGGCGAGUCACCACCAUCUGGAGCCAACCCUACAAUGGCCAAUUCAACUGUGAACAACAUGGGCAGUAUACAGUCGGUCAACAUUGAUGCCAUGUUGCGUUACACUUUCGUGCCCGAUUACUCGGUGCGUGCCGUUACUGAGGUUAUGUACUUACGUGUGAAACGUUCGUUCUACAUGGCAGCAAAACGCGCCACACUCAUGGAACGUUCUAAGAAAAUGUCAAACGCCGGUGAAUUUGAUGAAGAAGUUGACAAGCUGUUCCAUACUUAUGGAGACGAAGACCGGAAGAGUAUCCAAGGUUCUCCAGACGUAACUAGAAAUGCAUCUCAGACAACCGUACAGCCAUCUACAAUUUCGGCCAACGCAGCAUCUCUUAACAACGGAGAACCUACUCAACCUGUAGCCGUAGCAUUCUCACGAACACCUCAAGGUACCUCUGACGCAUCGGCUGAAGAAAAAAUCACACUUUUGGGCACAAACACAUUGUCCGCUGCUACAAAAUUGGACGCUACUGAUCCAUCAUCUUAG
Molecule: messenger RNA, 1455 nt
Organism: Macrosiphum euphorbiae (potato aphid)
Lineage: Eukaryota; Metazoa; Arthropoda; Insecta; Hemiptera; Aphididae
Source: the annotation of a GenBank genome assembly